This is a messenger RNA of Cooperia oncophora, 1008 nucleotides long. NCBI's taxonomy places the organism in Eukaryota, Metazoa, Nematoda, Chromadorea, Rhabditida, Trichostrongylidae. The record is from the annotation of a GenBank genome assembly.
GUGUCAACAUCCCGAUCAUCACGUGGAGAAGAUGAAUUACACGCGUUUGAAUUCGUUCAUAAUCCCAAACGAGUGUCACGCUUCAAUUCACGCCUCUGCGCGGCUUCAGCAUCGACGGGCUACGCAACAGGAUCUAUUUCGAAUCCCGUUACACCUUCCGAUGCAGUUGUCCUUCCGAAUCCAGGCCGCGUUGAUUCCAGCAGUUUCACAUCUAAUCCGAUCCUUGAGGUGGAGGAAGUAUCGUCAUGGAGGGAUAGUCUGCAGAGAUGUCCUCUCUUACGACAUUCGUUUUCUCAUAACUUUAGCGAUGUUUUUGGGUUACGUCCGUUCAAACUUCACUUGAAACGUGAAAUGAACCCUCCUGCUGCUCCUGAUCCUCUCCAUGAGGAAGCGACUCUUGUCGCUGAAGAUCAUGACAAAUCGAGAAGAACCCAUCUUCACUCAAGAAACUUCCGGAAUCACAGCGCUCAACGGCAUGUUCCUUCUUCUGCAGCGGCAAGAAAGAGCAGUCAACAACGGCGACAUCGAAGAACAGAUUCUUUGGAAGGACCACGGGCAUCAUCAUCUGCAUCAGCCUGCUCUUCUGUGACGUCAGGUCAUCCUAGUGACGACGGAGACGAUGACUCGACCAGCUGUAUUUCACAGCUGAGCAAUCUUUCGUGUGGACCACCAGUUCCACCAAGGACUCGUGUUGGACCGCAAUAUUCUUCUGCAUCUUCCUCUACUGGUGUCCCCGUGAAGCGACUAGCUGUGGACCAUUUAUCUCAUAUGGGCUCACCGCCGACUCGUAGCCUCAUCGAUGAAGUCAUGGAAAAUGACAGCAGCGGUGAAACUAUAAAGUUACAUGGAAUUGGUCGGUACGCGAACUCUGAUGGCGGUUCUCGUUAUGGGUCAGGUUUCCUUCCUCCAGCUGUAGACCGAUCAAACAAACCUGCGAAGUUACGGCUAUAUGAUUACGAAGAAGAAAAGGUCCCAGAAGAAAUGACCAUCCAUGGGUACAAUAAGUAA